AAAAAAAUUUUAAAAGUAGAGGGAAACCUAAGGCAGGGUUCCAGACAAUACGAACACAAUCAAAGCUACUGCUUAUUCACCACGAUUGGCGCUUAUGGCGGUCGACCCAAAAUCAAUUCUUUUCCAAGACGAAGAGGAACAAGAACAGGAAGUUGAAAAUCACGAUCCACCUGCGCAUAAUCCUUAUGCUCCGCCGGAUGAGUUAUUCGACAUCACUACGACUGUGGAUCCUAGUUAUGUCAUCUCUUUAAUUCGGAAACUAUUACCGACUGAUGCAACUGCUACUCAUAAGUUGCAUGAUAAUGGUGCGUGUUGUGUCCACACACAAGGAUCAAACAUUGACAAGAUGGAAGAAAAUGAAUCUACUGAUAGUCAUUGGUGUUCUUCGAGAGAUGUGUCUGGGAGGAUGGAGAUUGUUGAUGUUCAUAAGUCUGCUCCUGGAGAAAGAGAAAGUGAAGAUCCAUAUAAUGGAGUUGAGCAUACUGGUCACGAUGUAUAUGCAGGAGAAGAGGUCUGGGAAGAGUACGGUUGCAUUUUAUGGGAUCUUGCUGCAAGUAAAACUCAUGCUGAAUUAAUGGUGGAAAACCUCAUACUCGAAGUGCUAAAAGCAAAUCUUAUGGUUUCCCAAUCUGUCCGAGCUAAAGAGAUUAGCCUUGGAAUUAUGGGAAACCUAGCCUGCCACGAAGUACUCAUGAAACGUAUUGUCUCUACAGAUGGAUUGGUUGAAUUGAUUGGAGAUCAGCUGUUUCUAGAUGAUGCACAAUGUCUAUGUGAAGUAUGCAGGUUGUUAACUUCAGGCAUUCAAAGUAGUGAAUGUUCUACUUGGGCUACAGCAUUACAGUCUGAACGUAUUCUGUGCCGAAUUUUAUGGAUUGCUGAGAAUAGCUUAAAUCCAAGACUUAUAGAGAAGAGUGUCGAGAUAUUACUAGCCAUCAUUGAAAGUUCGCAGGAAGUUGCUCAUAGUCUCCUUCCAACUUUGAUGACGCUGGGUUUACCAAGUCUGCUGACCAACCUCUUGGGUUUUGAGAUCAGAACACUAAUGAGUGAAAGAGUGUCUGAAAGGUUCUUGAUUCUCGAUGUUAUUCUUCGUGCUGUUGAAGCUCUUUCUGUCAUAGAUGGCUAUUCCCAAGACAUAUCUUCAAACAAGGAACUUUUUCAACUAGUUUUGGACCUGGUCAAACUCCCUGAUAAAGUAGAGGUUGCAAGCUCUUGUGUUACUGCUGCUGUUCUUAUAGCAAAUAUUCUCUCCGAUGUAGCCAAUUUAGCUACAGAGCUAUUAUAUGAUUUGAAUUUCUUGCGGGGUCUGCUAGAUAUAUUUCCUUUAGCUUCUGAUGAUAGAGAAGCUCGAAGUGCAAUAUGGAACAUAAUGGCAAGGUUGCUGUUUCAAAUUCAGGAAAGUGAAGUUAGUCCAUCAACUCUAAGUCAGUAUGUUUUAGUUCUAGCAAGCAAAUGUGAUCUGAUUGAAGAUGAUCUUCUUGACAACCAAUUAGAUGGCCUCCAAGCAAAUGCUAGAACUACAGCUCUUAGACGGAUAUGCAGUAUUUUAAGUCAGUGGACUGAAACAAAUGAUGGUGCUGGAAAUAAUCAUGCGACGGGUGAAGAUCACACAAAUGGUGUAGAUAUUGGUAGAUUGUUGGAUUGCUGUCAGAAGCAUCUUGAUUCUUUCAGGUCUUCCUCCCCCUAAAGGUUCUGAUGAAAAUGCUUAAAAGACCACGACUGAAGCAGUGAGAAGAAUACUAUGGAUUCUGGAAGAAGAAAGUCAAAUAUUGGCUGUCUGGAUGACAUCCCAAGAAGCCACAAGUCCAAAUGGAUAGCUGAGUAUCCUUAGGUGAUUAUAUGAAAUGCCUUGAUAGGGUCUGUUUGAUACUCUUUGCCAACCUAAUGCAACUAACUCUCAUGUUUUGUUGUGGCUGCGUAUGGUACGAAGCACUAUAGGGUUGGGUUGGUAGUGGAACUGAAUGCCACCCGACGAAGUCAAACCAUGCCAAGGUUACCGAGCUCGCACAAAUGGAAGAUAUAAUCAACUCAAAACCAUCUUUGGUCAUCAACAUUGACAUUGAAUGCGGUUGUUUCUAUGUUGUCGGAUUUGUCAGUUGUGUGGGAAGAUGUACAUAGAAACUUAUGUGAUGAAUUGUCAGUUUUUUUUUUUAUUUUUAUUUUUAUUUUUUUUUUAUAAUACAUAAAUUUGGAUCUCCAUUAUUACAGUUAAGAU
Molecule: messenger RNA, 2212 nt
Organism: Ziziphus jujuba (common jujube)
Lineage: Eukaryota; Viridiplantae; Streptophyta; Magnoliopsida; Rosales; Rhamnaceae
Exons: 11
Coding region: 95-1684 (529 amino acids)
Source: RefSeq, a predicted model, not a curated record